CCACACAUACACACACACACAAGCGCUGAGGUGUGAGAAUUUAAGAUAUAUUGUUUAAGAGACAUGGCCUGACACCGAGACAUUAUGUGAGGAAAGACUUACAUUUAAUGGUAAAAAGAAAGAGUAAAACCUGAUGGACUAAAACAAGAAAAUAAUAUUAAAUAAACAGAUAAGUAAGAGCUCUUUACCAACAGAGGUAAUAAAUAAAAUGACAAAAAUAGACAUUAAUAACUUGAUUAAAAUGAACAUUUGCAAUAAGAGAAAUAUAAUAUGCCCAUAUAAUAUAUGGGCAGACAUAUAUGGAUGCAUGUCUGCCAGAGCUUCCAAAUUUUCUAUUAACAAAAACAUAGUUACAUGAAAGUUAUCCUGGAAAUAAAUAUAGCCCCUAUUCUAUUGUCAGAAAAUCUCUUUAUGUUUGACAAGGUUUAGCACACAGGGUGACCUUCUUGUGAAAAAGACCUGAUAUAAGGCAAACUAUUGAAUGUCAUACCCAUGUAUGAAACAUGUUUAAAGUGCCCCCCAGUGGAGAAAAUGAUGUUUGGUGCCCUCUAUGGUUCUUUUCUGGGGGAGAAGAUGUCUUUGCAGGUGUUCCUCCAAGGACCUAUAAGUGUGACAACAUGCUUUAAAGGCCGACACAGAAAACAGAAAGCUGAAAACAUGUCGCAAUGUAAGGAUUACAGUGUUCCCACAAGGAGUGACUUUCCUGUAAGACAAUGCGCUGUUCAGGAUGUACUCACAUAGAGAAAAGGUGACAAAGUGCAAACGUGAUAAAGUACCCCCUGAGUGCCCUUUCUAUGCUCCACCUCAUGCAGUUGGUGCCCUUUUGGUUGUGUAGCCCCCUGCCCUGGGGACAGCUUGACUCUGCCACUGGGUCCAUGCCUCAAUGUUUGGUUACAUAACAACCACUGUAUUCAUGGUAUGCUGCUAUCAAUGCACAGAUGACUAAACAAACACUGCAGCGAAGGCCACGUCUUUCACCAAGGCUGUUGAAUUAAUAUGUGCAGAGACUAAAUGACUGAAUUCAAGGAGGACUGAGCUUAUCUGCAGCAUAUAAAUACCACAUAGCAAAUGAUUGACAGUUUGUUUUGGAAAAUAUUGAUCAAUUACAGUGGAUUAAUAGCAUCCUGAAAUUAUAAUCUUGCAAAAAACAAAUGUGUGCAUAAGUUUUGAUAAUUAAUGACACUAAUAAUAAUUCUAAUUUAAAAAAUCUACCGCCUAGGUAAAAAUGGCAUUUGGCCAAUUUUACCUUCCAUUUCCAGCAGUGGGCGUUUAGCCAGCCUGAACCAAACUGAGCAGAGGGGAGCCGCAGGAUCAUACCAACCGAAAAGACAAAUUCGGAGCAUGGAAAACCCGGUAGGUCAGAGCUAAAAUUAGCAUCUGCUCCUCCUGCCACAGCAGCCAAACUGCGAUGCUUUAAGUCAUGUAAACCAGGGGAUACACUAUCACAAGGGGUUGGCAGUAAAGACAUGUUUCCCGUGGAUGACAUUUAACGCCACACGCUGACUGGAGAGGCUCUUGUGCGUAACGCAGGGACAGCGCUGGAUCCACACUGGCUGCUGCUGCUGCUUCUGCUGCUGCUGCUGCGCAAAACAUGAGUGUUUGGUAGUUUUUUAUUUUAAAGACGCCAUAUGUGCUCCGGUCAGCACGCUGCUUCCAUGUGUGAACACCUCUGCAAAAAUGUCCUUUUUAUCCAUACCGAGCCAAAAGGGGCUUUUCACCACGAUUAAGACGGGCAGAUCAGCAGAGGAGGCAGAAAGUAGAUCUCGCGAAGACAACGGGGACAAUAAUGAUGAUGAGGAUGAUGAAGACGAUGAUACCGGGAAUGUCCAUCUCAUCCCGAGAUGCUCCCCCGUGCCAAGAAAGCGAGGGGCGUCCAUCUACGACGAGACAGCCGAGUACAUGCGUAUUCACCAGACGCUAGCUGCCGGAAAAAGAGUGUCGUUCGCGGACACAACAGGUGGAGAUCUGGUGGAUGUGAAGGAAUUUGUUGCCUUUGAGUCGGACGACGAAGAGGAGAGUGCAAGGUGGGAGGAAGAGGAGUCAAAGUACCGAAAGCCGGGGAAAGAGCCCACUUACGCUGUGCAGCCUGAGUUUCACGCACCAACCGACAGUGCCCUGCUGCAGGCAGUGCGCACUAAUAAAGUGGAGGUUGAGCAGCUGUCUCAAGUUGAGGAUGAACCACUUGCCUUCAGUGGUCUUGUGCGAGUGCUGAACGUCUCCUUCCACAAAGCAGUGUACAUCAGAUCAACCAUGGACAGCUGGGCCUCUUACUUUGAUCACCCAGCAGAGUAUGUCCAGGGAUCCCACGAUGGAGACACUGAUAAGUUCUCCUUUAAGCUGUCCUUUGCACCACCUUACAUCACACAUGGCUCACGUAUUGAGUUUGUUGUCCGCUAUGAAACCUCUGAAGGGGAUUUUUGGGCUAACAACUCCCACAUGAAUUACGUGGUGACUCUGCUCCUGUCCUAUGAAGAGGAUUCUGUUCUUACAAGCAGAGACACGCAACAUGUAAAGGGUAUCCUGAAACCUCCCAAACCCUACAGGUAAAUCCUUCAACAGCCUAUCUGAGCAUUUAUGUUUCCCUGUUGGUCACUGUCAGGUGGACACUUCUUUGGCCUUUGACCUCCACCAGUUGAUCCGCUGAUGAUCUGAAUUAGCACUGAAUGUACAAAAUGUUACCGACAUUGUGGUUCCAUGACUGCAACAGAGCUCCAUUUGCCUCCUUAACCCCCCUCCAGGUUUUGUGUAGUGGGCAUACAGCUUUAUUCAGUCGCUCUGCCUGGUUACUGCUUCAACACACCAAGAACUCAAGCUAAACAGGAUGUUGGCAAACACAUUUUGUUGCAUAAUGGCGGCGCAGGGGUGAGUUACCACAUUAGCCGUUCAUAGAGCUCGCCAUGCUCUUCUCUGUUCACUCAGCCAAAGCCAAAGGAGAUUGACAGAGUUGUUGAGGGAGCACACACCCCCAUCAGAAUGCCAAUCAUCCAGUGGUGUAUGACGGCGAUCAAAAUAGGCAAAGGGCAGGUGUCGUUUUCAGGCCCCUGCGUCAAGUUUACCUCUGACCUUUCAUUGCAGAGUCAUUGCAGAUUCAAAAGGAAAGAUCAGCCUCUUUCUUCGGUGUAGUUCGGGACACCUAAACUGCCCCUCCUCCUUCUUUGCACCUUCAGAUUCAGAUCAGAUCAACAGAGAGAGGAAGUUUGAAGGAAUGAGGAAAGUUCUCCUGAGUUAGUGAAGAUUUCCAAAAAUAACAGACUCAGAGAUAAACUUGUAAUGUAGGUCACCUACGUUUUACUGUCUGGAAGCAGAUGGGUUGAUAGGGAUGGAUGAGUCACAGAUUAGAAAGGAGGGGAUUGAGGAGCAGAAACUGUACCAGCACCCCAACCACAGCCAUCAUAAUAAAUUCAUAAGGUGCUCUGACGUUCGUUGGUAAUUGGAUUUUACGCAAUCACAAGAUAGACACGGGGAAUACAGGAAAAGCAGGUUUAGGUGUUGGUGGUAAAAACAAGUUGAAGUCUGAGACACACCCCUGCAGCUUCAUCACGUGGAAUGAAACCAAUAUCAGUUAUUUUUCUAUUCAUGUCUCGGCGACUCUGAUGUGCCACGUCUAAAUUUAUCUGGGGUGGAUCCAAUUCAGUUAAAUAUAAAUCAAACCAGGACCUCAAAGAAGCUGGACCCACUGACUGUGUCACUGAUAUUAACACUAAAUAUAUUCCAGCAUCUAGCCUUGGUUUACACCUCUAGAUUGUGUUUGAUUGGGGCUACUGUGGACAUAGGCCACACCAAAGCUCCUGUGGGUAAUCUUCAAGUGUGGUCAUAAAACGGAUUGACACAUCAGCUGACACAGUAUCCUGUUUACAGGCUAAGCUCAAGCCAGACCUCAGGGCCAAAGGUUGAGUCAAUAUGUUUUAAGGAAGUGUGGCGUAAUUAUGAUCGAGCUUGUGUGUCAUAACUAAUUGUUCUUUUCAGCUUUCUUUGGGUUAGCAGGCUACUGAAAGGACAAGGUGUAGAGAUAAUUUGAUGUGGUAAAGUUAAGAAAAACAUAUUUGUUGACCUAGCGAGGAGUGGCUUGCAAGCAUAUCCCAGCUGACAACAGUGAUUGAUAGUAUUACUCAAUACAAUUCAAACUUAUUCCACUUCAGAAACACUAUAAAGACUACUUUAACUUUCCUGUUCCACUAAAGAAACAUUAAGUAAGACCUUGAAGCAGUUAAGUUAAGAAAAACAUAUUUGAUGACCUUGCUAGCACUAGCUUGCAAGUAUAUCUCAGUGGACAACAGAGAUUGAUAGUAUUACUCAAAACAAUUCAAACUUUUCUACAUUAAAAACACUAUAAAGAUUACUAUACCUGUCCUGUUCCACUCAAGACAAAUUAAGUAAGACUUUGAAGCAGUUAAGUUCAGAAAAAAAACAUAUUUGUUGACCUAGCUAGCAGUGGCUUGCAAGCAUAUCCCAGCGGACAACAGCGAUUGAUAGUAUUACUCAAAAAAUGAUAAAAAUUCAAACUUUUCUACAUUAAAAACACUAUAGAGACGACUACAACUUUACUGUUCCACUCGAGACAAAUUAAGUAAUACUUUGAAGCAGUUAAGUUCAGAAAAAAACACAUUUGCAUGUUUGAUGACCUAGCUAGCAGUGGCUUCCAAGCAUAUCCAAGUAGACAACAGUGAUUGAUAGUAUUACUCAAAACAAUUCAAACUUAUUCCACUUCAAAAACACUAUAAAGACUACUAUAACUGUUCCACUUAAGAAAAAUUAAGUAAUUUAGCAUCGUGAUGGUAAUGUUUACAUUGUUGGCUAAUGGGUUUCCAUUUAUAUAUAGCCUCAUGGGUCCCCAGAUUAUCACUUUCCACUCUCUUAAUUCCUGGCAAGUCUAGCUGUGAAGUCAUGACAACUUCUGAGAUAUCUUGCAAUAACCUACAACGUGAUAACCCAUUAGUACAACAUCAACAUCAUAUCUUGUUAGCUUCCCACCCCGAGAUCGUCCUCAGAGGGAAAUCGCCACUCUGUGAACACGGUGAUUUAAAAUCAUUGGCGCUGCUCUUGCCAAAGUCGAUUUUGGAAAUUUGUCUGGAAAGGUAUCAGAGUUUGCAGCCUUAUGAUAACCUCCUUGUCAGAUCUUUAUCAGAUUCUGAUUUUCACAGGGCUGAUGCAACUGUAAGGGCACUGAGCAGAGGGAGCCUGAACAUCUCCUCAGGUUAUUUCCACUCUAUUUGUGUAGCUCCUGUCACAUGCUCUCUACACUUCUUGACCUGUAUUUCAUUUGGCAUCCCUUGCACGACUCUUGGCAACUUUUCUUCCCCCCUCCUUUUCCAAAAGAGGUACCCCUGUAUAGAAAAUAUGAUAAGUUUCAUUCACUUCACAGCUUUAUUCCGUCAAUUCUACCAUCAUUAGUGUUAAAGAGACUAUUUGAUAGUUCAAAGACAUUAAUUUGACCGAGAUAACACAAUUUCUCCUCCUACUUCCUGUCAAAAUGAUGUUAGAUUCAUCCACUUAAAUACUGAAAUCUGACUCCCGCCAGCUUUUAUUGUGCUUGCACUUUUCAGUGACCCUUAGCCACAGUUCAUCGUGACUCAUUCAGCAAUUUCCCACCUCGCUGUCUAUUUUAACUAACAGUAUAACAAGAUGGGUCAUUGCUGGGGCUUGUGACUCCAAAACACUCUGCUUAUCUAGUUUGGCAGAUCAGAAAUCAGCUGGGAUGUUCAGUGAAAAUAUCCCAUUCAACACAGAAACAGCUGGACAACAUUACUAAAUAUUACGCUUAAUUAUCCAAGGUAGGCGGUGGUUUACGGUAAAUGCAUUUUUCCGGUGAUUUCAGUUUUACCUUUCAGUCAGAUUGAGUCAGAAACGCAGAACUGUCUGACUAAUCCUGUGGAGGACCGGCUACAAAGCCAUUAAUCACAAAUGGAUAUUAGCUUGUCUUGCUGCCCAUCCACAGCUGCAAACUGAGUGAAUCCAUUGUUAUUAUUUCAAAGUCCUCACCUACUGCAUCAGCCCACAUUUCUACCACAAUGACACAGAGAAUAAUGACUAUGUACAUGUUAUUCCAAACCCUUAAAGAGGACAUUUUCAAACCUCAUAUCUGGUCAGUAAUGUAACAUUGAUUCUUGGGUAGAACUUAGUUGUAGUAAAUUGUAAAAUUUUCCAUGUUUUAAUGAAUAAUUCUGAGUAUUUUUUGUUCUCUUUACAGCAUGGAUGAUUAUGAGGACGAUGACGAUGUCUUUGAGGAAACAGGAGACGAGGAGGAAAAGAAAGAAGGUACAGUAUGAAAACACUUUUGAGAAAACAAGCCUCACUGUUACUGCUUAAAAAUUAAUAUAUUGCUAUAUCACAUGAAAUGUCGGAUUGAAAGAGACUAAACUAGAAGUGCUGGACUUUCAUAAAAUUGGGUUCUUCAACAUCUAGGGCCUGUGUCCAUUAACAGCAGUUUUUGCACUGUCAGCGCCCACAACUGUGGUUCCAGCGUGUUCCUCACCAGCGGUUACUGUUGCUAUGUUACGAAGUUAUUCAGCAUCACUUCCACCUCCUUUAGUGGCGUCUAUUAAGCUUGUUGAGAAUUUUAGUGUGUGCUUCUAUAUCGCUUUUAUUAAAUGGGACUCUACAAGGAAAAUGUACCUCGAAAAAUGAGCGUGGUUAGAUUCUAAUCAACAUGAAGGACAAACACAUCAGGCUCCAAAGGUUUUAGUUUUUUCAACUGAGGGUGUUGAGAUGGCAGCAACAACAAGAGCUACCACUGAAACACAGAACUGCAUCGGUGCUGCCUGCAUUAGACAAAACUGCUCCGGUGGACACAGGCCCUCGGUGCAAUGAGCUCAUCUGCGAACAUGCUGAACCUCAUGUUUCCCCUGGUGCCACUUUUGUCUGUCUUUGGACGCAGAGUAUUGAAGGUGUGUCGUGAUUCAGGGGUAGCAUCCCUUGUAGACCACUGAGGUCAAACUAAAAUUAGAUUGUCAGGACCGUUGAGGAUUUCUUAUUUACAUCGCCAGCUGUUCCCGCCCCUUCCCCCCUUGAUACUGAGUCCUGCUCCUGUCGCAUAGCAACCUUGAAAGCUGUACGGAAACUAGCCGGCAAAGCUUAGCUCACAAAUCUCAUCCUGUUAUUUAAAGGAUAAUUUGAAGUUUCAUCGCCCCUCAUUGGCAUCAACAGCUAUUCGUUUGAACCAAUAACUGAAAUUAAAAGUGGAUUUCCCAGCUGCUUAAGAGUCCCCCAUCUCAUUUCGAUUGGCAUGAAAUGAAUCUCAGGAUAAGAUGGGCAACCGAAGAUGCACCUGGUCCAUGUGGUGCAUUCUUUGGGAAAUAAAAGGAUGCACUUGUCAGCCUUUGAAAUGGGACAGUCUUCAAGUGGAUGUGAUGCGAUUGGUCUCGAAAUGCACCUCUCAAAGGAUGCACUAGUGUCAUCUGGAUAGUUGUCCCAUACCUUUAAGGGCUCUGCUUCAAUCCUCGAAAGAGUGUCUGUUAAAUUACUUACACACCACAGAUACAAGAAACCUAAAACACAAAGGUGACAGUGUUUUUUGUGUGUGUGUCAUUUUUCAUCAGCUCAAAAAGCGGGGCCUUCCAUGACAGGACUUGUCAGACCCACAGCUAUCUGCCCAGUCAUUAUACAGCCUGAGAUUGACGUCGAGGUAAGGGUCAGAUUUAACUAACAAGGGAAGGAAACAAACAGCUGUUCAUUUGCUAAAUGUUAAACCAGCAGGAGAGCUCAUCUGGUUUAUGUCCUUAAUGAACUUUCUACGACCUGAGAAGGUCAAAACAGUCACGUUUACUACCCCUGAUCAUGAUUUAGGGAAUCCUUUAUCGGAUAAUGCUCAAAUUAAUUCGGGGCACUGUUGGCUUAGCAGUUCGAGCAUGCGCCAAAUGUGCAGAAGUUGCCGGUCCAACGCCUGGCCACAGCCAUUUGCUGCAUGUCUUCCUCCACUCCACUCCCCAUAUACCUGUCUCUCCUCAGCUGCCCUAUUUGAUAAAGGCAGAAAAACCCUUUACCUACGCAAAGUUACUCAAAAACAUAUCUAAAUUUGCAUGCAGUUUUGACAUGUUUCCCAUGUAACAGGUUAGCAGGAUUAGUGCUUUGCCCCGUUAUGCGAUUCACGAGUCUAAUAAAACAUAACAAACAUUUCUGUUCAACUUUUAAAGCUUAUCAUCACUGGCUUGGUUGUUUAUGUUGUUUACAGCUCAUUGAAGCUUCAGCAACAACCUAGGUAAUGUCUCCCUUUCCCCGCUGCGGCAUGAGUAAUGUAUGUCAGCUCUUUUCUCUUCUCAUCCACGAUGCAUGCUGCUCUUUUUUGUGCACCAUUUGAUCUGAUCCCUGUUUAACUUCACUUCAUUUGUUUUUCAUUUUCCAGUAACUCUGAACACUAAUAUUCAUCUCCACCUGGUACAAUGGUGUCUCAUCCUGUCUGUGUUGACUAUGUUUGUGAUCACGACCAAUCUCCAUAUUGAGUGUUUUUGUGAAUGUAUUCUUAAAGGACUAGUUUGACGUCUUAUUUUUGGAAAAACAGACAAAACGUUUUUUGCUUUCUUGCAGAAAUCAGGUGAAAAAAGCUGAAACCAAUUUUUUUAUGUGUGCCAAAGAUUAUAUUCGAGUCACAGGAGCAGCCUGUCUCUUAUUUUUACAUAUGAUAAAAACAAAAUCAAUGAUAGAAACACUGUUAUGAACCUCAUUGACGCACUUCCUUUGUUAGUCUUUAAGUUAAAAGAAGCUCAAACCUCCUGGCUGCAGCUUUAUAUUAAAUAAUAAAAAAAUCAAUCCUGAUGCUAGCUCUCCUCCAGACAAACAAGAUCACUUCUAAAACUGUUCAACUUUCGCUUUGAAUGUUGAUACGCCUCGUGAGACUCGCUCGAGACAAAUCGAAAUUAAGUCCCACACACCGACAAAGGAGGAACAUUUCAGCACUUUUGAUCGACUUGUACCGCUCGAAGGUGCUUCCUUGUCACUCUCGCACAGUAAACAACAAACUCAGUCCUUGUUCUCUAUGUAGCAGGAUUCAUUUCUCACAGCAUAAAGAAGCCGCAUUUGAAUUUGAUAAGCGUUGACGCGGGAGGAAUUUAGGAGGCAAUAAUGUGAGACAUCUGCUGCAAGAAUUUAAGAGAAAAUAUUAACUUGACAAGUAUUUGGCAAAGUCAUGAGGCAUCAGAUACCAAGAAUACAUGCACCACAUGCAAUAACACAAUGUUUAACACUGUCUUUCUGUAACUCUGUGCUAGCUUUGAUUUUCAUCUGAAACCAUAAAAACACCACGGUGCUCAGUCCUCACAGAUUCCUAUUUAUCUAACAUACUCGGCCUACUCUUCUUUUAUAUGUGUUUCACGUGCCUUGCUCUUGCACUUUUUCCUCUGGGUGCUGUUAUCUCUUUUGUAUUUUUGUUGUUGUGAUUUUAUCUCAGUGUGACCUUGGAUGUUUGUCACAGCAGCCUCACAGCAGGCAGAGCCUUUUCUAGAUUACCAGCGACUUUCCUUUUUGAAUACAAUUAAGUGAUAAUGAAAAUAAGGUCCUUUUAAGGAUGGUAAUACUUCAGUUUCUUGGCAUUUAAAAGGGAGGAAAUCGCACUCAAGCUCAGUUUGUGGAAAUAUGUAAACCGGGGGAUAAAACAGUUAUUGAAAUUGAGUUUGACCUUUGUUUGACGUGUGCUGUAUGCAAAUGUCUUUGGACUCUUGAGAGUUUUGUACCCGCAGAAAAGGGAUUUAAAGCAUUAAAAUGUGCACUCUGCCAAUAACUUUCCAAAAGAUGUGAGUCAUUCCCAUCAUACUGUUCCUGUUUUGUUUGCAUCUUCCUCACAAUUACAAUGUCAGCAUGGGAUCCAUCUCACAGAGAAGCAUUAGUAUGCAGCAAAAUGCUUUCUGUCUUUCUGUGUGCACCGUUAAUGUUGAAUACAAAUCUCUCCUCUUUGUCUUUAUACUCUCCUAGCUGUCACUGUUGUCUCACUCUUUCGCUUUAACAGAUUGGAGUUCGCUCAUCUGGUCCUUCAGUCCCAUCCAGCCAGGAGCUUCCAUCUGUUGAUGGCUCACUGUCCCCUCGCACUGUAUCCCCAGGUGAACAAUUCCCCUGUACGUCUCCUGAAACCGCACUUCCAGCUAUUUCAUCCUUUGUACCCUAUGCCAGCGAAUCAGCCCAGCCAUAUAAGUCACAGCCUUUACCCAGUCUCCACUGUGAAUUAGGUGAACAAGUGUCAGAGCCGCAAAGUAGUCCCUCUGCUCUGCAACAAGAGUCAGGGCCCAGUUUAGACGGCCGCCAGAGCGACGAAGAGGAAGCCCCCCCUUCAGAGGCCUCAUGUGUGCAUCUUCCUACCUCAGAGACAAACCUGAGUCCAACAACAGGAGAGGACAGGUCGAACGACAGCUCAGAAAGUCUUCCUAGCCUUAAACUUCUCCCCGAGUGUGUUUCUGGCUUUGAGAAAGAGGUCGCAGAGGGAUCGAGCGAAUUUACCGCAGGAUUAUCAGACGGUUCCAGCAGGUCAGCUAUGCAUCAUGAAGUCAGUACACCUGCACUUUUCUCUCCUGAGGUAGAGACUGAAGCAUCUCUGGAAGCAGAAGGUGGAGCUUCAACACCACCUGAACUCACAGAAACCCCCUCAGUGAGUACAGGUGUCACUGAGGUGAGCCAAAACUCUGCUCUUCAGCCCGUCUCUGCCUACGAAGAGAAAGAAGAUACAACACAGAUUUCCCCUGACACGACAUUAGAGGAUCCGCCGAACACGCAGCCAGAGGUUUCCGAGCUUCAGACUGAGCUUGACAUAAAUACAACUCUGAUGCCAUCCAUCGUCUUUAUAAGUGUAGUUGUCUCUCUUUUGAUAGUGUUACAGGAACCCGGCGCCCUCCUCGUCAUUGGACUAUUUUUGGUCUUGUACAGGUUGUGAAAACGCCUCUAAAGUUCGCUCGCUCAGAGAUCUGUUCUCAACUCAAGUGCCUUUUCAUGAUUCCAAAAUUAGCAGAAAGUGAAAAAAAAACACAAGCUCCUAUUGAAGUUAUGCAUCAGUGUGUGAGUUUCAUCAAAUAAAAAAGAUAUCGGGCACAGUAUAUAAGCAUUUCAGAGCAAAAAGCCCAAGCACAGAGGAAGUUAGAAUGAAAAUAAUUUCAUGCAUUUUGUGAAAAAAAGUGCAAAAAGACAAAGAGGUCAGUAAUGUUCCCUUAUCUACUGUAGCUUUGUGUUCACUCUAAUGCUCUAGCACAGAGGUGUUUUGUACGUAUCUGUGAGUACUUCUUUCUCGUGUGGCGACAGUGUUAGACUCUGGUUUAUCCAGUCAGUGCUAAAAUACAUUAAUGUUUCUGUUUGUUUUUGUACUGUAGUGUUGUCAGUGUAAGUGCUGUCUAUAACCACACUGUCAUGUUGGCUCUGUGUGUUUUUAUAUGUAUAAUAAUGGACAAAAAAAAAAACAUUACCAUAAAGAAAAGUAUUACACAAAUGGGAUUUUGUUUACAAAAUGCAAAAGAAAACACGGCUAUAUUAAGCAUUUCGCCUUAAUGUCUAAAUAGUAAACUGACUAAUACACUUAAUAAGGGACAUAAUAUAAUUAACUCUGUGUGUGUGUGUGUGAGUGAGCGUGUGUGUGUGACAUUUUAAAGUGAUUAUUUAACAACACCAGCCUUCUUACUAUUGCACAUUAAAUAAUACAAAUAAUCAACCAGGUUCACGAGGCAGACGUUUUCCUGUAACAUUCGCCGAGGAUGUAGAGCUCAAAGUGCUACGAUGCUACACUGCAGAGUUCGAAGAUUUGCAUAAAUGUGCGAACACGGGUCGCUUAAAUCUUUAAAUUGCAUCUUCCUGGAACUGAAGAGACAAUAAAAAUAGAAAAUAAUGAGAGAAAACGUUAAAGUUAGCAAGUUGCAAGCUAGCAACACAGUAAAGUAGGCGUAAACAAACUGAACCACCACCAGACAGCAGCUAGUGUUAGCAUGUUGUUUAACAUCAAAUGCCAAAUUGAUAACCGUCCAGCAUCUGAGCUUCAUAGCCUGAGCGCCAUGUUUGGAAAAUGACUGUUAGGAAUCUGGUAAAUUGCGAGUCUUCCCGUUGCACCUUGCUUCUGUAACCAUCGAUUUGUCUCUUCGCAACACUCCUGUGCCGAACAGACUGAGACACUGAAUGAUGUGUUUGAAGUGAUGAAAGUUUUUGCAGUGUAUUGCCAUUAAAACACGGUCUUAUACCCUGUAUCUCUG
Molecule: messenger RNA, 12146 nt
Organism: Xyrichtys novacula (pearly razorfish)
Lineage: Eukaryota; Metazoa; Chordata; Actinopteri; Labriformes; Labridae
Source: the annotation of a GenBank genome assembly